AUGAAACAAGGAAAGUCAAGGAGGAACAGAGAAGAAUCUGCCUUGUGCAGUCAGCAUGUGCAGUCAGGGGGAGCCUGCACUCUGCAGCAAUCGCCUCGUGGCAGUCUGGACUCCUCUUUUACCAGCUGUGUGAUCCUGGUGAAAUAUGAGGAGCUAUACUGCUUUUCAUUCAAUCCCAAGCUGGAUAAAGAAGAAAGAGAGCAAGGCUGGAUGCUGAUCAAUCUUAGUGAAGAGUAUAAGCGAAUGGGCCUCCCCAACAAUUAUUGGCAGCUCAGCGAUGUGAAUAGAGACUACAGAGUUUGUGACUCCUACCCUACUGAACUGUAUGUUCCCAAAUCAGCCACGGCACACAUUAUUGUGGGGAGUUCCAAAUUCCGGAGUAGACGGCGAUUUCCUGCCCUUUCUUACUACUAUAAAGAUAACCACGCCUCCAUCUGCAGAAGCAGCCAACCUCUGUCUGGCUUCAGUGCCCGGUGCAUGGAGGAUGAACAGAUGCUCCAGGCCAUCAGGAAAGCCAAUCCAGGAAGUGACUUCAUUUACGUUGUGGACACUCGGCCUAAACUUAAUGCAAUGGCAAAUCGUGCUGCAGGGAAAGGCUAUGAGAAUGAAGACAAUUAUUCCAAUAUCAAGUUUCAGUUUGUCGGGAUAGAGAACAUCCAUGUCAUGCGGAACAGUCUGCAGAAAAUGCUGGAAGUGUGUGAACUUAAAUCUCCCUCCAUGAGUGAUUUUCUGUGGGGGCUGGAGAACUCGGGCUGGCUAAGGCACAUUAAAGCCAUUAUGGAUGCAGGAAUCUUCAUUGCAAAGGCAGUUUUGGAGGAAGGGGCUAGCGUGCUUGUUCACUGUUCUGAUGGCUGGGACAGGACUGCCCAAGUGUGCUCAGUGGCGAGCCUCCUUCUGGACCCGCACUACCGGACUCUGAAAGGCUUCAUGGUAUUAAUCGAAAAGGACUGGAUUUCCUUUGGCCAUAAGUUUAAUCAUAGAUACGGCAAUCUAGAUGGUGACCCGAAAGAAAUCUCUCCAGUGAUCGACCAAUUCAUUGAGUGUGUCUGGCAGUUAAUGGAACAAUUUCCUUGUGCCUUUGAGUUCAAUGAGAGGUUUUUGAUUCACAUUCAACAUCAUAUUUAUUCCUGCCAAUUUGGAAACUUCCUAUGUAACAGCCAAAAGGAGAGACGAGAACUCAAAACUCAAGAGAGAACAUACUCUUUAUGGUCUCAUCUGUGGAAGAAUCGGGCCGACUACCUGAACCCUCUGUUUAGAGCUGAUCACAGUCAGACCCAGGGAAGCCUCCAUCUCCCUACAGCUCCAUGCAACUUCAUGUAUAAGUUUUGGAGUGGAAUGUAUAACCGCUUUGAGAAGGGGAUGCAGCCUCGACAGUCUGUGACAGAUUACCUGAUGGCAGUAAAGGAGGAGUCACAGCAGCUGGAGGAGGAGCUGGAGGCCCUAGAAGAAAGACUGGAAAAGAUUCAGAAAGUGCAGUUAAAUGGCACUCAUGUGAAAAGUAAGCCCAGUGAACCCAGCAAAUACUCAGGGUUUUCUACCUCAGAUAACAGCACAGCCAACACUCCCCAGGACUACAGUGGGAACCUGAAAUCAUUUCCCUCCAGGAGCCCUUCGCAGGGCGAUGAAGAUUCUGCUCUGAUUCUAACCCAAGACAAUUUGAAAAGCUCAGAUCCAGAUCUGUCUGUGAACAGUGAUCAAGAAUCCGGGGUGGAGGAUCUGAGCUGUCGGUCUCCGAGUGGUGGUGAGCAUGCACCCAGUGAAGACAGCAGCAAGGACCGGGACUCUGAUGAAGCUGUGUUUCUCACUGCCUGAGGUUUCCCUUUGGAGUUCCAAAGUAAAGGACACAAAGAAAUACUUCCAAAAAUAAGGGGACAGUGCAAUUCAAAAUAAAAAUAACUCAAGAAGUGGACAUCACUGAGAAUUGUAACAUGCAACUAAGAAAAUGGUAAAAAAAAUGUCCAACUCUUAGUUUCUUUACAGAUACUGAAGAACAGGAAGUAGCCAUUUCUUUUAUCAAAUAUAAGAAUUGCUCACUGUUUUGAAAGUCAUUAUAGACUAUGAAAAUUAUAUUCACUAUAGAGCAAUUACUCUGUCAUCACUUGAGGUUAUCAAUAUAAAUCUUCCUUGCCAUAGCAUGCAUCUAUCAAUAAGUCCCUCUCCCGCUUCUCUCACAAUUGUUAUUGUUUAGGAGCACAGUUUUUGUUUUCUAAAACAUUUAACAUUACCUUCCCUUCUGACCUUUUGACCUAUAUUUCUAAAGACAAAGAGUAUUGUUGAGAAUAUACCUUUUUUGUUUUUUUGGCUAAUAGAUAUAGUCCUAAGGAGAUUUGAAACUUUUUAAGCUUAUCCUUCAGAUAUAACAACCACUUUAACUUCUCCUUAGGCAAAAUAUUUUGCAUUGUUAUAAUUUUGUUGUCUUUUUUUGGAACUGUCUCCUCACUUAAAAAAUGCUAAAAUUUGUAACUCACUUUCUCUCUGAUAUGAGCUUAAUACCUAAUAAAAUAGAAGCAACACUCACUCUCUGGGUCUUACAUAUGAAUCAGAUCAUGUUUGCUUUCUUGAUAACCUUUUAUUACUAUUUCAGAGACUACACUAUCAAGACCGUGUGACCCAACCACCAGCCUGAUCCCAAAGUAUAACACUAUAAAGUUAGUGGGAUAAAACGUCAGCAAGAAAAAAUCCCAGUUAAGAACUAGAGAAUCUGGUUGUCAUGUCUGUUAAACAAGUUGAUUAAGUUAUGGCAUCUAUCAUUUUAGAAAUUAUGUAACUGGUUAGUAUGCUGUAAUUAACAUAAGUAACAUCUCAUGACCUUGAACUGCUAAACGUGAGUUCUGAAAAGUUUUUGCUUUAUUAAAAUGCACAUUAGAAAUAGAAUCAUUCCCCUGUCUUAUGCUAAAACACAGGACUUAACUAGGUGGCCUAAGUUUUGAUCUGAAGAAACUUAGUGGAGAAACGUUGCCACGUUUGAAUAGA
This is a messenger RNA of Castor canadensis (American beaver), 2973 nucleotides long. Lineage: Eukaryota; Metazoa; Chordata; Mammalia; Rodentia; Castoridae. The record is from RefSeq and is a predicted model, not a curated record.